Molecule: messenger RNA, 435 nt
Organism: Acanthocheilonema viteae
Lineage: Eukaryota; Metazoa; Nematoda; Chromadorea; Rhabditida; Onchocercidae
Source: the annotation of a GenBank genome assembly
GUAGCUUCUAUGGAUUGUAAUCGUAUCCUACUUCAACUUACUGAUUGCUCUCGAUUACCAAUUCUUUGUCUUCAUAAUACACCACCAAAUAAAUUGUUUGGAUCAAGAGAAUAUAAAAAAUCUAUCGAUUAUAGUCAAAGAGAAUCAAAGCAAAGUAUAAAAAGCGAUGGUAGAAAUUCACCAAGAAUUGGAACAACAAUGGAAACAAAAAAUCGAACAUUAUCACGAGCAAAUGAUUACAACAGUCCUUAUCGCAAGUCAACACUGCAAUCAGGUGGAAAAGAAUCGGCACCAUUACAUUCAAUUUUAAAAUCUAGCAAAAGUUUGGUACCAAACUCACCUGCAGCAAAAGUAUCAUUUUCAAAACCGAUGACCAAUCAAUCUUCAUCUUCCAUGUAUUGCCCAACCAAAUCAAAUUUGUGUACAGUACAAUAG